UCCAAGAAGGAAGCUCUAUAGAAAACCCAUCUGCCCUCCUUUUUCUUUUCUCCCUGAGUUAACGAUGGCGACGCCGAUGGCAGAAGACACGAGCUUUGAAGACGAUCAGCUGGCAUCUAUGUCAACCGAAGACAUUCAGAGGGCGUCUCGUCUUCUGGAUAACGAGAUUCGGAUCCUCAAGGAAGAAUUGCAGAGAACCAAUCUCGAAUUAGAUUCAUUUAAGGAGAAGAUUAAGGAGAAUCAGGAGAAGAUCAAACUUAACAAGCAACUUCCUUACUUGGUCGGAAAUAUCGUUGAGAUUCUGGAAAUGAACCCAGAGGAUGAAGCUGAGGAAGAUGGUGCAAAUAUUGACCUGGACUCACAAAGAAAGGGCAAAUGUGUUGUCUUAAAAACAUCCACUCGUCAGACUAUUUUCUUGCCUGUGGUUGGGCUAGUGGACCCAGACAAGCUAAAGCCUGGUGAUUUAGUUGGUGUAAACAAAGAUAGUUACUUAAUAUUGGACACAUUGCCAUCCGAGUAUGAUUCCAGAGUCAAAGCCAUGGAAGUCGAUGAAAAACCAACUGAAGAUUACAAUGAUAUUGGAGGCCUUGAAAAACAGAUACAAGAGCUAGUUGAGGCCAUAGUGUUGCCAAUGACCCAUAAAGAAAGGUUCCAAAAAUUAGGCGUUCGUCCACCAAAAGGAGUGCUUUUAUAUGGGCCUCCAGGAACUGGAAAGACUUUAAUGGCGCGUGCUUGUGCUGCUCAAACCAAUGCCACUUUCUUAAAGCUAGCUGGGCCCCAGCUUGUUCAGAUGUUUAUUGGUGAUGGUGCAAAACUUGUUCGUGAUGCGUUUCAAUUGGCGAAAGAGAAGUCUCCUUGCAUCAUUUUUAUUGAUGAAAUUGAUGCUAUUGGUACAAAACGUUUUGAUAGUGAAGUUAGUGGAGAUAGGGAGGUGCAAAGAACUAUGUUGGAACUACUUAAUCAGUUAGAUGGUUUCAGCAGUGAUGACAGGAUCAAGGUGAUAGCAGCAACAAAUCGGGCUGAUAUUUUAGAUCCUGCCUUGAUGCGAUCUGGACGGUUGGAUCGGAAGAUUGAGUUUCCUCAUCCGACGGAGGAAGCGAGGGCGAGGAUCUUGCAGAUCCACUCGCGAAAGAUGAAUGUUCAUCCGGAUGUCAACUUUGAAGAGCUGGCUCGAUCUACGGAUGAUUUCAAUGGGGCCCAGUUGAAAGCUGUUUGUGUUGAAGCAGGCAUGUUAGCCCUUCGGCGUGAUGCUACUGAGGUGAACCAUGAAGACUUCAAUGAAGGAAUCAUCCAAGUUCAAGCUAAGAAGAAAGCAAGCUUAAACUACUAUGCUUAGGAGGAUAUUAUAUGUGUCUUUUUUGCUAUGUGAUUUGUAAUUGUACAAGAUUUCAUGACUAUAUCUUUUAUUUUUUUAUCAUGGUUACGUACUAUGUAUGGAUGUGGUUACUUUCACAUGGUUAAUUCAACAAUUUCAAUUGCA
Lactuca sativa (garden lettuce) is the source of this 1480-nucleotide messenger RNA. Its product is annotated as 26S proteasome regulatory subunit 6A homolog. The record is from RefSeq and is a predicted model, not a curated record. Gene Ontology annotation, molecular function: ATP binding; ATP hydrolysis activity. Lineage: Eukaryota; Viridiplantae; Streptophyta; Magnoliopsida; Asterales; Asteraceae.